This is a messenger RNA of Monomorium pharaonis (pharaoh ant), 4398 nucleotides long. RefSeq lists its product as uncharacterized. Bases 1990 to 3333 code for a protein of 447 amino acids. Lineage: Eukaryota; Metazoa; Arthropoda; Insecta; Hymenoptera; Formicidae. The transcript has 5 exons. The record is from RefSeq and is a predicted model, not a curated record.
GACCCACAGGGGGCCGCUCUUGUUUCCUUCGACAUCACGUGAUCACGGUCGUCCUAUUUCGCCGUCUCCGGUCUCCUCCGGUUUUUGGUUUUCUCUUUCGUUCGUUGUGUCACGAGCCGUCACGCGCGUCCGUUUGCGUUGCCGGGAUUGUCGCGGACGAAGUUUCGAAAUCGUGCAGCGAGCAGGAAGAAAUACCGACGUACACUCUUCGUUUUAGUCGGACACGAGUAUUCCGCGUCGCGUUGUGAACACGUGCGAGAUCUUGGCAUAAGAAACAUUUCACAAAAGAAACAAGAGAGAAAGAAAGAAAAAAUACAGUGAGAAAGAGCGAGAGAGCACAGCAUCUGCAAAAAUGUCAGAGAUUGACGCGAAAGUGAACAUGUCGCUCGGUAAGUCGCCGGAGUCCCGACGAUCUAACGAUUUUGCCAGUAAUCCCCGGGUGAGCCCGCGGUGAUCCUCCUCCGCUUUUCUGGCGACGGAUUGAUCCGUAAAAUGGCGCCAGCCUGCGUUACGUCCGUGCGAGGGUAUGCGCGCGCUUAUUUUAGAGUAUCUGCAUUUGUUUUUUUUCAUUUAACAUAUACGGAAAACGUUGCACUUUUCUCCCUCCUCUCCGCUGGCCUCUCUCCCCGAGGACGAUGUGCGGCAAAAAGCGACGUCGGAGACCUAAGCAUGACGACAGGCUAACCCUCCCCGAUCGGGAACGCCGAUCAAUCUAUCGAUCGAUACAACUAGCGAUCGACGAUGAUAAUGGCACAUUUGUUAAUCAGCGAAAUUGCGAGGGGAGGAAACAUUUUCUAAGGGGAGACUCGUUUUCUGUAUAUUUGUUGAGUUUCAAUCUACUCCUUUUUCUCAGGUCCUUUUGAAGGACAAGGAUUUAUUGGAGAUUAUCAUUCCUAUAUUGACAAUGCGACUGGACUUAGCCUCCAUAAAGCUUGGUACUUGAAUAUUAUUGAAAAUUUAGUACUGCAAUUCAACACCAAUUGACCAAAGCAGGAGAAGGAAGAAGAAAAAGAAAGAAAGAGCUUCAAGGAGAGUCUUAGAAGUUUUGUUAUUAUGUAAUUGUAUGUUGCUUAGUUGUCUGUUGAUCCUUUUUUUGGUCAAGAGGAGGAGGAGGAAGAAGGACGAAAAAAUUGAAUGAAACACGUGGAAGCGCUGUAGGAACCACUACUAUUAUUUUCUUAGUAGCAAUUUUUCAUUUCAAACUUCUGUGAUCAAGAAUGUUUUUUUGCAAUUUAUUUAAUCAUUGGAAAGAGACAGGUGUAAGAGUAAGUGGAAAAUUCAGUCAAAGUAACAAGGAACGAUAGGACGAUUUAUGCCAGUAGAUUCUUACACAAAGAGUCAUUUCAUAUGCUUGCCUUAAAUAAUUUAUAUUUCGACAAUUGGGAUUACUUGCUUCAGGAAGAACUCUGUGUCCAAAAAAUCGUAGGUACAUCAACAUCCAGAAAACAUGAUUAACAUCUAAGAUAUGAUUCAAGAAUUUGUCUUAAGAUAUUGCACGAAACGUCACCUUACGUUUGUCUCGAGUGAUCCACAAUUGCGAUUAGUUGUUGCAGGAAAACUGAUGUCCAGGAACUUUUAAAUGCAUCAACACUUUUAUACUUGUCCCAAAUAAUCUUACUUCAAAUUAUCAAUUGGUUGCCUCGAGAAAAAAUCAAUUUUCAAAAAAACAAGUUAAAUGACAUCACCAUCCAGAGAAGCUUGAAAACUGGAAACACUUGGAAACAAUCUGAGACUUUCCGAGAUAUUAUACAAAGCACUAUUUUGUUUGCCCCAAAUAAUCAUAAUUGCAAGGGAAAUAUGAGCACAUCAACUUCCUGGAGAUUGGAAUGUUAAAGACGAUCUGAAACUUCAUGACAGGAUGUUACUUUAUAUUUGGCUCAAGUAAUCGUAUUCCACAUUUCUGCAAUCACAAUUGGUCCUUAUGAAAAAAAAUCAAUAUCUAGGAAAACAUCAACAAGUCCAUCAACAACCAGGAAGGUAAUUAGAACAAUGGGAAAAUCUGAGACUUUAUUCCAGGAUAUUAUACGAAAUAUUGUUCUAUUCGCCUCAAAUAAUCGUAAUUGCUUGUCUCAGGUAUCCAGGAAGUAUGAAGCACGACGUACGCAAGAAAUGCGCGAAAUUCUAGCAUUUCUAAACUCUCAUGCUAAGAACCGUUGCAUCUCAGCCAUCCUAAAUGAGAUCAUAAAGAUGGAGAAAAAGAAAAAGAACGCAGCGAUCAAGAAUGGAAAGACCGGCGGCGGCGGCGGCGGCGGUGCGAAACGCAAUCGUGGUGCUGUGCGCGGAGGCCGUGGUGGAUUUAGAGGAAGAAGUACGAGAAUCAAGCGCAACGUUGGUGCCAUUGUGAAGAAGCAGCAGCAGACUUGGCAGCGUAACUCCGCAAAUAACAUGGGCAACGUUCGCGGUGGCUUCGCUCGGAAUCGCUUUAGGAAAAACAGCAAUCUCACGAGAUCACGUAGCAAUCUGAGCCUGAAUCAGAAGGCGAGCAAUGCAAGAGGUGGCUCUUUCAAUGUGCGCCGCAACAGAGGAGGCAACAGAUUUGGCCUGACUCGCAGCCGUAGCCGCACGAACCUGUUGUUCAAUCAGAGCGGCUACUUCACGAAUAACAAGAGCAGCCCCCUGAAGCGCACGAGCAGCCUGCCCAAUCUGCGUGAUCCGAACUCUGUGCACAAUCGCCUGGGAUACCAGAGCCCCGCGCAGAUUGCCUAUCGGAAUCGUGUGAAACGAGCGAAGCAGCUGCUGUUGCAGAGGCAGAAUCAGAGACUGAACCUACAGAACCAAUUCAGAAUGGCACAGGCCACUCAGAAGACCAAUCUGCUCUCGAUGCAGCCGAGAGUUUUAGGAAGGCAACAGAUAUUAACAUCGCAGCGUCGCUUUACAACCGGUGGACUACGAUCCGAUCAGAUUGCCCAUGCACAGAGACGAGCGCAAUAUGAACAGAAAUUGCUACGAAUGAACUCCGCCCGAUUGGUUCCUACUCCGAACGUCAAUUUCAUGUGCACACUGGGAACUGAAUAUGUACCUUCUGCCACUCGUCAGCGACCGCUUACUCUCGCGCAGAGCCGGCAACCUGCGACCAUUAGUCCACGACAAAUAUCCAGAGGACGAUCACCAUAUAGGCAAAGCACACAAGCUUUAAAUAUGGUUGGUAGAGGAUCAUUAUUCGGCCGACAGCGAUCGAGAUCGAGAUCACGAUCGCGUUCGCGGACGCACAACACGACUGCGUCCGACUCUAGCGGAGACGUUGACGAUCGAAGCUUCAGUGAAGUCAUGUACAGUCUGUCGGGGAAUCUUGGUGUUACAGGACGAACUCUCAACGAUCGAUUUAGUUUUUAAAUAGUAUCGUCUCAAAUUAGACUUUAUAUUGAAACGCGUUACCAACAAUUCUUUGUUGGUAAUUUAUCCAUAAUGUUAGAAAUAAGAAGUGAAGGACUUUUGUUUUAAUAGAAUAGACAAAAUAAUGUUAUUUUUCCUUUUUAUUAAGUACGCAUUAUUAACGUAGAACCACAUCACGAUGCGUUAAUCAACACACAUUUUCACGCAUACCUUUUUUUCUGUUUUCUUUGGUUACAAAAAUUUGCAACUAAGUCUACUUGUAGUAUCGCUUUUUCACAUUUGCAUUGUCAAUGUGUGCACAAACUUUUUUAGAGAAUAUCACGAUAGACAGUGUUACAUACUUUCAUCCUGGAUUAUAAUAAAUUUAACCCUCACAUACACACAUUUAAAAAAUUACAUAACACGGGGUAGGCGAUACCUCAGCCAUUUAAAACGGCUUUUGCGUUUAAAGCAUUGUAUCUGGAGGUAUAGAAAAAUUUAUGUAUACUUGAACAAUCUAAAACUACGCCUACUUGUAGAAAAUAAAAUUAAAUGAAAUUUCGGUGAGGUGUCGCCCAGUGAGUAUGUUGAAGGUUAAAAAAGCAAUUCUUAUCUGUCAUGAAUAAAAUAAGGAAUCUCAUUUUUCAUCUACGCGUAAUAACUUAUAAAAUUUUCUAUCUUUUUUUAUGACAUAAAAUAGAAAAAGAUGUUAUUUAAAUACGUAUAGCAAUUUCAAGAACAACUUAUUAGAACUUUAAUAUUUAAAGUGUGAAAUAUUAUUUACCUAUAAAAUAAGUGCGUACUUUACAAAUGUAUUUUCUUUUUGCUUUGAAAAAUAUAGAAAUUUCUACUUAUUCAUUUUUAAAGUUUGUAAUGCAAGUGCGAGAUCGUGCGAAGUGUUGCAUAUGGAUACAUAUAACUUGUAAUUCACACACACACACACACAUGCAUACAUAUAAAUAUAUGUCUGUGUGCAUAGAACGCAUCUUUUCACAUUUUGCUUAGCAAAAAUUUUGAUUCAGACUCUAAUUUGCAAGAUUGUACAACAUUAUGGUAAAAAUACAUGUACAGAUGAAAGAUCACUAA